Molecule: messenger RNA, 804 nt
Organism: Oncorhynchus kisutch (coho salmon)
Lineage: Eukaryota; Metazoa; Chordata; Actinopteri; Salmoniformes; Salmonidae
Product: vegetative cell wall protein gp1-like
Exons: 1
Source: RefSeq, a predicted model, not a curated record
AUGGCUGUCUGCCCCCAGGCGCCCUGCCCUCUCCCCAGGCUCCCUACCAAGCCCCCAGGCGCCCUGCCCUCUCCCCAGGCUCCCUACCCUGCCCCCAGGCGCCCUACCCUGCCCCCAGGCUCCCUACCUUCCCCUCCAGAAUCCCUACCUUGCACCCAGGCUCCCUACCUUGCCCCCAGAAUCCCUACCCUGCCCCCAGGCUCCCUGUCCCCAGGCUCCCUACCCUGCCCUGUCCCCAGGCUCCCUACCCUGCCCCCAGGCUCCCUACCCUGCCCCCAGGCUCCCUACCCUGCCCCCAGACUCCCUACCCUGCCCCCAGGCUCCCUACCCUGCCCCCAGGCGCCCUACCCUGCCCCCAGGCUCCCUACCUUCCCCUCCAGAAUCCCUACCUUGCACCCAGGCUCCCUACCUUGCCCCCAGAAUCCCUACCCUGCCCCCAGGCUCCCUGUCCCCAGGCUCCCUACCCUGCCCUGUCCCCAGGCUCCCUACCCUGCCCUGUCCCCAGGCUCCCUACCCUGCCCCCAGGCUCCCUACCCUGCCCCAGGCUCCCUACCCUGCCCCCAGACUCCCUACCCUGCCCCCAGGCUCCCUACCCUGCCCCCAGGCCCCCUACCCUGCCCCCAGGCUCCCUCUCCUGCCCCCAGGCUCCCUACCCUGCCCCCAGGCUCCCUACCCUGCCCCCAGGCUCCCUCUCCUGCCCCCAGGCUCCCUACCCUGCCGGCUGUUUCAACCAGUGAAUACCUGGAGCCAGCAGGAGCCUGGAGGCCGAUGUGUCCCAGAGAUAGACUCUACUGGAGAGGCCAG